This is a messenger RNA of Grammomys surdaster, 688 nucleotides long. RefSeq names its product zinc finger matrin-type protein 1-like. The record is from RefSeq and is a predicted model, not a curated record. The transcript has 2 exons. Lineage: Eukaryota; Metazoa; Chordata; Mammalia; Rodentia; Muridae. The coding region runs from base 110 to 688 and encodes 192 amino acids.
CCAGAUAAGAACUGACCCAAACGUGUUUCUCAUUCACUCUGAUAAUUGGCAGCAUUUUGGAGCACUAGUGAGGACCCUGGCUCAGAGAAAUACAUUCCUGGUCAGUGUGAUGGAAGAGUUUCAGACCACUGACUCUUUUCGAUAUGAACUUGAAGAUUUCAUUAGAAAGCAGAAAGCCAGAGGAUUACAACCCAAUGUCUGCUUCAGAAAGAUGGCAGAGGAUUCUAUUUACCAAAAGAGAGACUGUGUCAGCCCUGGAGUUCCAGAGCUGGGGUUACCAUUCUGGUUCAGAAACUACUCCAGAUACUCUCCUUAUAAAAGUCUGACAGUGGAAAACCAGAUACCUUACUACAGACAAAGACUGGAAUCUCUAAAACAUUGUCUGAAAAACCAGCCAGUCAGUCAAGACAGAAAGGAGAGGAUAAGGCUCCAGAAGGAAGGAGGAGCCACCACUCAGGAGCCAGGGAUACCCAGGGGGAAACUCUUCAGAGGUUCAUGCAGAGAAGAUAGCCUCAGCAGAAGGAAGGUCUCAGCAGAGCCAAGGGAUACAGAGAAGUCUAAGCACAGAAAGGAGAACCACCAUAAUGGGAGAGAUUCCACCAAAGGCAGACACAGGUCCCACCGAAAGAAGAAGGAACCGGAGGAGAGGGAUUUGUGGGAUGAAGCUAUCCUGGGCAGUCGCUACUGA